AUGUUUAUUGAUAUGUCAGGCUGAUUAUUUGAUUGGUGUUAUCAGCUUCGAUUUUGAUAACUAAAGUCAAAGGCUUUUCUCACCAAUGAAUUAACACACACCCUUGUGGGUGUGUGUGUGUAUGCGUGUGAUUCAACGGUGAGAAACCCAGCGCACACACUGCACAUACCUUCAGGAUCGAAUCUUCUGACUGUCUGGCAUAAAAGUGACUAUUUUCACACAGAUAUUUUUACUAAUUUUUUAUACCUAGCCAUUUCUUAAAGAAAAUGAUGAGUAAAAAAAGAUAGAAAUCUUAUAAUCAAUUAAAAAUUUCGAAACGGGACGUCGUAUUUUUGGACUCAAGGCCGAUAAUAUCUGAAAACGAUUCAGGUCGGUCUCUGAAUGCUUACGCUAUACUACUGUGUCGACAAUUAUCAUUUGUUUGUAUAACUUGUAAAUUUAAAUUUGGUUCAUCGGUAACUUGUGUUAUGUUUGCCCAAGAUAGCCUAAUAUGGUUCCUAUUAAUUAAUAAUUUAUUUUUUCUUCUCUGAUGCAUCCAAAGAUUCAAGAUGGCUUCGUUACAAGGUCCGGUGAUUUGCCCUGUGGUCCAUGCUAGACAAAACCAAGUGCACUCUGUGCCUUUCGAUUCACCCUUUCUGAAAGCUAAGUUUGUUAGAAAUGGAUUAUGGGGUCUUAAACGGCUCAAUGUAGGCCACACUAAUCAUGUGGGCUACCGAAAAAACUCGAGGAAAUGCAAUAUGAUUAGAAAUAGCUUCAGCUCGUCAUCAGAUGGUAAUGGCAGCAUGGCUGGAAAUUCCAAUGAGAAUGAUUCAGAUUACGUGAACUCAAGCGUGGUUGAAGCUGUUGAGGUGAAAAGUGGGCCAGAAGGUUUCAUGAUCAAGAUGAGAGAUGGUAAGUAUUUGAGAUGUGCCCAUAAUAACCCUCUAGGAGGUCGUCUACCGGAUUAUGCUCCUCACCCUGCUAUUGUGUUGAAGAUGGAAGAUGGGUCUGGGAUUCUUUUGCCAAUAAUUGUUUUGGAGAUGCCGAGCGUGCUUCUUAUGGCUGCUCUACGCAAUGUCCAAAUCGCUAGACCAACAAUGUAUCAAGUGGUGAAUGAUAUGGUUGAGAAGAUGGGAUACACAGUUAAACUUGUACGAGUCACCAAAAGGGUACAAGAGGCUUAUUUUGCUGAGUUGCACCUUACGAAGUUGGAUGAUGAAGCAGAGAGCAUAUGCUUGGAUCUUCGACCCUCAGAUGCUAUUAAUAUUGCAGUGAGAUGCAAGGUGCCAAUACAAGUGAACAAGUUCCUGGCAUACAGUGAUGGUAUGACGGUUAUUGAAUCUCCAAAUGCGACAACUCACAGAAUCUUGUCCGAUGGCCUGUUGUUUGCUGAACUGGACAGGCCUACCGGGCAGCCGUGCAUUCAGACAAAGGAAUUCAACUUGGUACGUAACAUGCUAAUUGCUGCUGUCGAAGAACGAUACCGGGAUGCAGCAUUGUGGAGGGACAAACUCACUCAACUUCGAUCCAAGAGGAACUGGGCAUGACGAGGUGAAAAUUCUUGUUCGUCUCUUGAACAUAUGGUCAUUUAUUAGGGUUACGGGUGUCAAAGUUGGAAGGCUCGUCGUGUAAAUAGGGUAAUUGUUGGUCGAUGCUUUACGAGUAAUUAUGUAACUGUAUUAUCCCUUUAAUAAGUAUGUAGAAAGCUUGUGUCUUGUAUAAUAUUUGUAUAGAUAGAAAACCUACGUCGUAUACUACAUUGUCUAAUAAUAUGUGUCGUCAACUUUCGUAUCCUUUUNCGAUAGAAAUCU
Molecule: messenger RNA, 1790 nt
Organism: Striga asiatica
Lineage: Eukaryota; Viridiplantae; Streptophyta; Magnoliopsida; Lamiales; Orobanchaceae
Source: the annotation of a GenBank genome assembly